Molecule: messenger RNA, 2004 nt
Organism: Fomitopsis serialis
Lineage: Eukaryota; Fungi; Basidiomycota; Agaricomycetes; Polyporales; Fomitopsidaceae
Product: armadillo-type protein
Exons: 12
Coding region: 1-2004 (667 amino acids)
Biological process (GO): post-transcriptional regulation of gene expression
Cellular component (GO): cytoplasm
Molecular function (GO): mRNA 3'-UTR binding
Source: RefSeq, a predicted model, not a curated record
AUGGACCAGCCCGCCGCCGCCAGGCCUUUCGAUCCUUUCUUCGACAUGCCGCUCCCCAACCCGAGCCGCAGCAUCCACGCCUCCAUCUGGGCGCCCCAGCCGCAGCCCUCGGAGACCGCCUGGACGAAGGCCAUCGACUCGUUCACCCGUGUCGACAGCAACGGCCACCCGAUUCGUCCGGAUCCCCGUCGCACGAGCUCAUUCCCUAGCACCUGCGAGGACCUGUUCGGGCCUCCUGGUGCGGAUAGUCGUAUGCGCAGACACGUCGGGGCCAUCGGCGACGGCCGCAAGAAAGGGUCUCCGACCUUGGAACAAGUCGUAGGUGUCCAAAUCAACGCAUAUAUGCGCGCAUGUACUGUUCCGCACUCUGAACCUCAACUCUCCCGCUCCGGCCCUCAGCUGGUCACUACCUUCGGGCAGCCGCAGCAAUCGUCGCAGGCGUCCCCUGAUCUAUCUCCCAUUUCGAACACUGCUCUUCUUACUCCUUCCGAUUCUCCUUCCACGAAAACGUUCGACGUCAAGCCGGACGGCAGCCACUACGGCCUUGGUGUCUUCAAUGGCUAUCAGGGCGAUCGUCUCUUCGAGACUGGGCCGCCGCCGAGGCACAGCGACCCUUAUAGGGAUCCUCACGUCGUCUCGAGGAGUGGCUUUCCGUCCGCGCAUCAGCGGGACGCGAGCACUUUUCCUUUCCUUGAGCCUCUGUCUGAAGUCUCCUCGCCGAUUCAGAGUUCCCAGCCCUUCCUACAGGCCGCCUAUCCCCAGCCCACGCAUCGUCGCCUCGAGUCCGCUCACGGUCAACAGCAGUCGUGGACCCAGCAGCCUCGCAUGCGGGCCCCCUCCGGGUGGGUCCAAGCAGACGAGAGGUCGAUGGCCGACUUCGUGGCAGGUAGUUUUGCACCUGAAUCGACUCUUCGAUCGUCCCAGUCGAGCCACAGCAGUGGCAAGUCGCAUGCUCACGAGCCGAUCAACUUCUUGUCCUUGCUUCAUCCGUCCUCUUCGCCGCCGUACACUCUCUUCGUCGACCGCAUUAUCAGGUCGUCGGACCAGCAGGCGUCCAUCUUCCUUCAGCAGAAGCUGAAGGUUGCUGACGGUGCCGAGCGGGCAAAGAUCGUGGACGCCAUAUGCUCCAAGGGCUUUGAGAUGAUGGCUCAUCGGUUCGGAAACUGGGCUGUCCAGCGGUGCCUCGAGGCGACUGCUUCGCCUGAGGAGCGUCGGAAGAUUGUCGCUUGCAUGAGGGGUCGCGUUGUCGACCUAGCGACCAAUUGCUACGGGUGUCAUGUCCUGCAAAAAGCUCUGGACUGUGAAGAGGACGUCAGGCUGUUGAUCGUUUCCGAGCUUCUCCUCGGCGAUCCUGCUCAGACCCUCGUGAACAAGCAUGCGUCUCACGUCUGGAGCAAGGUCAUGGAGCUGACCUGGACGUCCCCGCACCUCCUAUUUCGCAUAUGUCAACAGAUCUCUCAAGGGCAAGUGGGCCGCCUAGCUUGUCACGAGACUGGUUCCCUCGUUGUCAGCAUGCCUUUGAAACCUCGAAGAGUCGGCGAAGGAUGGCAUCAUCGACGAGUUGCUGAACCAGGGUCAGCAGUCUUGCCGAGUCGCAAAAGUCAGUGGGGAUCGUACUGCGUCCAACACAUUCUCGAGCACGGAUCUAAAAAGCACCGGGACAUGGCCCUAGACCAUCUCUUGGCUGGCCUUCUUGAAUACGCAACGAACGAACAAGGUGUGAAGUCUGUUACGAAGGCCCUGAAAGAGGGUGGCAAGGAGACGUUGGACAAGAUCAUCAAGCGCAUGUGCGAGCCUGCCAAGGGGGGGCGCAGAGUCACGAUUGUUGACUGGCGCUCUGACGAAGACGGCACAGGCGGACAAAGAUCAGCGUGCCUCCUGUAUGACUCUAUCCGCGGGCACAUCGUCACGCUCCGUGGCUGCAAGACUGGCUCCAAGGUCAUCUGGCUCUUCGAUCGCAUGGCGAGUCCGGCUCAUGAAUAUCGCGCAUACUACGGCUACUGA